This is a messenger RNA of Platichthys flesus (European flounder), 1263 nucleotides long. It is a transcript of the gene ganc, whose product is annotated as glucosidase, alpha; neutral C. Gene Ontology annotation, molecular function: alpha-1,4-glucosidase activity. The record is from RefSeq and is a predicted model, not a curated record. Gene Ontology annotation, biological process: carbohydrate metabolic process; N-glycan processing. Lineage: Eukaryota; Metazoa; Chordata; Actinopteri; Pleuronectiformes; Pleuronectidae.
AUGUCUGAGGAGAGUGAGUCCUGUUACCUUGAUUUCAGCCGCCCUGCCACUCCAGCAUGGUACUCCCUAUGCCUCGGCCUGGAUAAGUACAAGGGAUCCACGCCCUCGUUAUUUCUGUGGAAUGAUACGAACGAGUCAUCUGUGUUCGGUGGGCCGGAGCAGACCAUGCUGAAGGACGCGGUGCAUUAUGGGGGCUGGGAACAUCGGGAAUUGCACAACCUCUAUGGAUUUUACCAGGCAGCUUCUCCUUCUCCUGGAUCACUUCACCGGACGACCUGUGUUUUCCUUCUCAGCUCGAGGCCACAGUGGAAGGGCUGAUGACUCGCUCCGGCUGAUGUUGGCGGGUUUUUCAACGAUCCGCAUCCCGAGGUGCUGGUGCGUUGGUACCAGGCCGCCGCCCUGCAGCCGUUCUUCCGUGGUCACUCUGCCUGCUGGUCAAAGCGCCGGGAGCCGUGGCUGUUUGGGGAAGAGGUCACCGCUGCCAUCCGCACGGUGAUCCAACAGAGGUAUCAGCUGCUGCCCUACUGGUACACUCUGUUCCACCAGGCUCACAGCGCUGGGCUGCCUCCGAUCAGGCCUCUAUGGGUGGAGUUCCCCAGAGAACGAGGCACCUUCAGUGUGGACCACCAGCAUAUGAUAGGGGGCACCCUGCUGGCCUGUCCCGUUACCGAUCCUGGAGUUCAGGAAGUCAAAAUGCUACUUCCUGGAUCUGAUGAGAUUUGUUGUGAUGUCCAAUCUGCGAUGGCGCACGAAGGAGGAAGGACCCUGAGUCUCCCUGACACCCUGGACACGGUUCCUGUGUUCCAGAGAGGCGGCCCGGUUGUCUGCAGGUCGGCAGGAAGCAGCUACUGCACAGCCGACCUCCAGCUGCUUCCGCUCUCCAUCACUGUGGCUCUGGACUCUCAGGGGGCUGCUGAUGGGGAGUUGUACCUGGACGACGGCCACUCUUUCAUCUACCUCCACAGAAAGGCCUUCUGUCUGCGCAGGUUCGACAUGCUGUCAGGCCGGCUGCUCUGCCGUGCCGCCGGUGAAGAAUGAGCGUUUGACUCUGACACCCUCGUUCACUCCGUCACCAUCCUGGGUUUGAAGAGCAAACCGACCGCCGUGACUGUGCACCAAUCAGGGUCCGAGGACACUCCUGCUGAGUUUCAGUUCACGGAGACCUGCUGCAAACUGACCAUGAGCAGCCUGAGCCUCAGAGUGGUGACGGACUGGGAGAUUCACAUUCUGUAGGUUCACGCUGCUCGUGUCCGUCGAGAGGGG